This is a messenger RNA of Medioppia subpectinata, 792 nucleotides long. NCBI's taxonomy places the organism in Eukaryota, Metazoa, Arthropoda, Arachnida, Sarcoptiformes, Oppiidae. The record is from the annotation of a GenBank genome assembly.
AUGAUUGCAAUUCUUCUACUUAUAGUGUCUUUCACUGCCAUUCAAUGCCAACAAAUCCCAGUGUAUUGUACGUAUUGUAAUAAUAUUCAAACGGAUGGCAAAUACGAUGGCAUUGAUGUCUAUUACUCCACGGUUUACGAAAAGUAUUACAUGUAUAAUAAGAGGUUUGACCCAUAUUUAGUAUAUGCGUUAGAGUGGGAGAUUCACUUCGGGAAUCCCGGUUUCGAUACCGAAUUCAUUGGCCGUUAUUACUACCGAAACCUAAUUAAAAGAUUUAGUGGCAAUGGUUUCGACUGUUAUGUCAAAUAUCAGUCCGGAAACACCGGCGAUAUUGUGACCGAAUGUACUGAUGGCAAGACUAUCAACAACAUCGACACCGACUCUCAAUACAAUCCCAAAGAUCUCAUAUUCCGGGCAACGAAUAAGAGAGACGACAAUUGGCUCAUUGUUUACAACAAAACUGAUGCAAACAUUUGGUGUUAUUCUCCGAAUGAAAGCCCAAAGAAUAGACUCGUGAAGAAUGAGACCAAAUGUCGGGAAUAUGUGAAGCAAAACAAACUAUUUGUCGAUUCCAUGGAUUCAUCGCUUCUGAAGGAUAUCGAGGCUGUCGUCGACUUCGGAUACGAAAACUAUCUUUUGGGUUACACUAUAUUCUUCAAUAUAAACGGCAAACCCAAGUAUUGCGAACAAAUUCUCGGCGGCUCUGAAUGCAAAACAAGGGAUGAUUUGAAAGAGUGGUUAUCGGAGUGCUUCCCACCGGAUUGUACUCAAGAGAAGACGUGUUGGUCCGCG